This is a messenger RNA of Funneliformis geosporum, 873 nucleotides long. The record is from the annotation of a GenBank genome assembly. Lineage: Eukaryota; Fungi; Glomeromycota; Glomeromycetes; Glomerales; Glomeraceae.
AUGAUUCCGUCACCACAUAGUUCACCUCAAGUAAAUCCAAAUAUUCAACCAGGUCUUUCCUUACCACCACCUUUUGGUACCCCACCGGUCUCACCGUUCUCCAAUCCGAGGAACAAUGUGGAAUAUUUAACUCCGCCACUCAAUCUUCCGCCCAUGAUGUCUUCUAUUCCAAAACAACAAGGACCUACCACAUCAGUGUUUUCAGUACCAAUGACCCCUUCUAAUGCCAAUACAGCUGGAAAUGGGGAAAAACCUCUCACCACCGCGGAUCAACGUGAAUUGGCACGUAAAGUAUCACAUUCUGCUAUAGAAAGACGUCGUCGGGAAAAAAUCAAUGAUAAAAUCAUGCAAUUAAAAGAAUUGAUUCCGAGUUGUGCCGAUCAGGAUCAUUUACAUAAAUUAAGCAUUCUUCAAAGUGCUAUUGAAUAUAUUCAAUAUUUACAAGGUUGUGUUGUGGAAUCAAGAAAACGUGAGGGAAAUAAUGGAAGAAACUCGGAAGGACGAACCACCAAAAGAUCAAAAUUUGAUCGUUAUGAAAUUCCUAUUCCCAAAAGUAUUGAAGCUACCGAUAAUUUAAAGAACAAGGAUGGUUCUAGUAAUGUUAGUAAAAGUGAUAACUCUAAAAAUAGGGAGGAAGGAAGCGUCAAUCAUGAAGGAGCAAAUGCUUUAUUAUUAUUAUCCAUAUCACACUCCACAACUACCAAUCCCGAUUCCGACAAUGAUGAUGAUAUAGAAGAUAAAAGAAUACCCGUGUCUCGACGUGUUGAAGUACAAACUUCUCCCAACUUGAAAGAAACUAUUGAAGAUGAAGAUGAGCAUGAAGAAAGUACGCCUUCAAGGAGCGCGAUGACUGUCCAACAAUUAUUAUGUUAA